AUGAGUCCAGUGGAAAGUGUGCCAGUGGCAGUGUUAAAUUGUAUUGAUGAUUAUGUUGAACUAUUGUACGAUGAUAUACCCGAAAAAAUAAAAGGAUCUGCUCUUAUUCUGCAACUUGCUAGAAAUCCUGAUAAUUUAAUUGAGUUAGCUAGAAAUGAAGCCUUAUUGAGUGCUCUAUCCAGGGUUUUAAGGGAAGAAUGGAAAAGAAGUAUUGAAUUAAGUACCAACAUUGUUUAUACAUUUUUUUGCUUUUCUACAUAUAUUGAGUUUCACUCAGUAAUAAUCCAAUAUAAAAUAGGCUCUUUGUGUAUGGAUGUUAUAGACUAUGAACUUAAAAGAUAUGAUCAGUGGAAAGAAAGAGUUGAAGGGAAAAAACAAUUACUCACACCAGAUAAGAAUGAAUUACCAAAAAGUCGAAUUCCUGAGCCCAAGCGUCGUCCAAAAUCUGGUACUUGGGCUGUUGCUGAUGUAAAUUUACAGAAGUCACGAUCAUUAGUAUCAAGCUAUCAUGAAGAUUUGUGCAAUGCUUCAGACGAAUAUUUAUCUAAAAAUGAUGAGGAACAAAUGAAACGGAAAUUGAAGACAUUAUCUAAGAGACAAGAACAACUUCUAAGAGUUGCUUUCUACAUGUUACUUAACAUUGCUGAUAACAUUAAAGUUGAGGAAAAAAUGCAUAAAAAGGAUAUUGUGGGACUACUUAUUGGAGCAAUGGAAAGACAUUCAAAUAUUGAUCUCCUUAUUCUUAUUGUUUCAUUUCUACAAAAGUUAUCUAUUUUUAUUGAAAAUAAAAAUACAAUGGCUUCUAAAGGAAUUGUUGAGAAAUUAGCUCCCUUGUUAGAUUCUCCUAAUGCUGAUCUGGUCAAUGUUACUUUAAAACUUCUAUUUAACUUAACAUUUGACACGAAAUUACGUAAUAAAAUGGUCAAGAUUAAUCUGUUACCAAAAUUUAUACAAUUUACAAGUGAUGACAAACAUAUAAACCUGGCAAUGAAAAUUCUUUACCACUUGAGUAUGGAUGAUCGUGUAAAACUGAUGUUUACCCAAUCAGACUGUGUAAAAUUGUUAACGGACAUGCUGUUACUGAAUGUGAAUAGCGAGUCGAGUAUUGACAGCGGACCUGGUACAACGGACGUGCUGCUGGCCGUGUGCGUAAAUUUGGCAUGGAACGAACGUGCAGCUCAACAAAUGGCGGCUGAGGGACGUCUCCGAGAAUUGCUCGCGCGAGCCUUCCGACAUAGGAACGCUAUGCUAAUGAAGCUCGUACGCAAUUUGUCUCAUCAUUCACAAACAAAACCUCUAUUUGUGGAGUUCGUGGGCGACAUUGCUGGAGCAGUAACAAGUGGUGAAGCAUCGGAAGAGUUUGUUAUAGAAUGUCUAGGAACUUUGAGCAACAUUCUAAGUUUAAGCAACAAUAUUGACGUAUAUGCAGUUGUCGAGAGAUACAAUCUUAUACCAUGUAUCAUGAAGAUUUUAGAUCCAAGCAACAAGGUGGACCCGGAGCUGGUGCUGGAGGGCGUGGUGGCGGCGGGCGCGCUGGCGUGCGACGAGCGCGCGGCCGACGCGCUGGUGGCGGCGCGCGGCGGCGACGCGCUGGUGGCGCUGCUGCGCCUGCGCCAGGCCGACGACGACCACGUGCUGCAGACCGCCUUCGCCUUCCGCCAGCUGCUGUCGCACCCGCGCGCCGCGGACCACCUCGUCACGCGCACCGAAGCUCCAGCUUACCUUAUUGACCUAAUGCAAGAUAAAAACGUAGAAAUACGGAAGAUGUGUGAUUCAUGUCUUGAUAUAAUAUCACAAAUGGAAAAUGAAUGGGCGGCAAGAAUAAAGGUGGAGCGGUUCCGUUGCCACAAUGGGCAGUGGUUGGCGGUGGUUGAGACAUUAGGUUGUGAAAGUGGUGCUGGCGAUGCAGCAGACGAACUUCCGCCAUAUCUCUCUGCGGACUACCUCACUACACACCGCCUUACAACUGCAGAUUCCCAGACCUCACUUAAUGAUGAUUCUGAUAGCUUCUCGGGAGAAGCCGACUCUAACCGUAUAAAUAGCAGGAAUACAUCAGAUUGUCACACGGAUGAGAUGUAUGGUACAAUGGAUUCCUUUACCGAGAAGCCUCUUGAAGACAACGCACUUUCAACAAAUGAUGAUCUUAAAACACUUGCUUAA
Molecule: messenger RNA, 2160 nt
Organism: Parnassius mnemosyne (clouded apollo)
Lineage: Eukaryota; Metazoa; Arthropoda; Insecta; Lepidoptera; Papilionidae
Source: the annotation of a GenBank genome assembly